AUGCCGGGCUUCCAGCCGGCCAGCGGGGUCCAGACGCGCACGGAGAGCCCUCAGGACGCGCUGACUGAGACGCUGCUGCAGAACCUGGGGGCCAACGGGCGGCGGCUGAGCUAUAUCAUUGGGUCGGACGACAGGGUGGAGGAGAAGGACUACCCUGGCUGGCCGUACACGGCGGUUGGGCAGGUUCUCUUCAAAAAGGGCUCCUGCUCGGGCGUCAUGAUCGGGCCGCGGUCGGUGCUGACCGCGGGGCACUGCGUGUACUCGCGGAAGCGCAAGGCGUGGCAGGACCGCAUCACGUUCACGCCGUACCGCCACCGGGUGGCGGACAAGGACACGUGGCCGGUGGGGCGCAUCCCCUACACGCACGCGACGACGUACCAGUGA
Monoraphidium neglectum is the source of this 384-nucleotide messenger RNA. RefSeq lists its product as hypothetical. Lineage: Eukaryota; Viridiplantae; Chlorophyta; Chlorophyceae; Sphaeropleales; Selenastraceae. Gene Ontology annotation, biological process: proteolysis. Gene Ontology annotation, molecular function: serine-type endopeptidase activity. The transcript has a single exon. The coding region runs from base 1 to 384 and encodes 127 amino acids. The record is from RefSeq and is a predicted model, not a curated record.